Messenger RNA from Umbelopsis ramanniana AG, 1103 nucleotides. RefSeq lists its product as uncharacterized. The coding region runs from base 82 to 957 and encodes 291 amino acids. NCBI's taxonomy places the organism in Eukaryota, Fungi, Mucoromycota, Umbelopsidomycetes, Umbelopsidales, Umbelopsidaceae. The record is from RefSeq and is a predicted model, not a curated record. Gene Ontology annotation, cellular component: kinetochore. Gene Ontology annotation, molecular function: nucleic acid binding. The transcript has 5 exons.
GAUCGUACUGCUUCUGCUACUGGGCGACAAAACUGGCCCACCACCGAGUGUUCCAACUCGAACUUUUUGUUUUAAAUUGACAUGGCUUCAGACAAUGACGAAGAAGACUAUAUGAGUCUCAAGUUUUUAGAGGAACCUGAAGAUCAGAAAGAACUUUCUUACGUGGAAAAACGAAAAAAAGCUCUUCGAGAACAAGAAAAGAAAGCAUAUAUAAAACCUCGAAGAGUUUUGGAGGAAGAGGCGCGACAAGAAGGCUUGAAGAAAGAACUAGACGAUAAGAACAAGGGUAUGAAAAUGCUAAUGAAAAUGGGUUUCAAGCAAGGCAUGACGUUGGGCAAAGAGUCAGGGAUCACCAAACCUAUUGAAGUAGAGCUCAAGUCUGGAAGAGGAGGAAUUGGGCAUGAUGCACAAGAAAAGCGGUUACGAGAAGAAGAACUAGAACGAGAACUGGCAAAAAAACCGAAGAUUGAUCCUGAUCAAUAUCGAGAACAAAUUGCCGCACGUAAACGUGAAGGUCAGCUUCAGAGAUGGAUAAUAGCUGCUGCAAGGAUCAUCGAGAAGCUAGAUAGAGACAAGGAAAUGGAUUUUAAUAUUCUAUGGUUACUGAACCCUUCCAAUAUACCGGAAGUAGAUCCUGAGGAUAUCGGUGAGGCAGAGCUUGCAGGGUCACCAGUCGCAGAAGAUAUUAGUAAAUCUGCCGAUGAUACCCUGGCCGGAAAAGCCGAGGCAGAACCCAUAGCAACAACAGAAAAUGACCAUGUGCAACAACUUCGGAAAUUGACGGAUGAUGAGAAAGAAGAGCUUUCUGAGAUCCAAGCACGAUCCCUUACCGAACAACUAAGCGACCUAGUUUCCUAUCUGCGUACCAAUUACUACUAUUGCUUUUGGUGUGGUGCAAAGUAUGCUGAUGAAGAGGAUUUGAAGAAUUGCCCUGGUCCAGCUGAAGACGAUCAUUAGUUUUCCUGUGCUGAAAGCUACAUUUGUUGCUCUGACAUUGAUGAAUCAUGUCGCUAGACAAAUAUACCCUAGCUAUAUUGUUGCUGAUGUUGAUUUCCUCAUACUUUUCGACUGUACAUAGGCAGGCCAGUCAUUCAAAUAGCGUC